Molecule: messenger RNA, 3309 nt
Organism: Zerene cesonia (dogface butterfly)
Lineage: Eukaryota; Metazoa; Arthropoda; Insecta; Lepidoptera; Pieridae
Exons: 6
Coding region: 330-1352 (340 amino acids)
Biological process (GO): immune response
Cellular component (GO): membrane
Molecular function (GO): tumor necrosis factor receptor binding
Source: RefSeq, a predicted model, not a curated record
GUGGCCUAAGCAGUAGGCAAUUUGAAUUUGGCGCGUCGACAGUUGCGGUCAAGCCGCGCGCGCGCUCCAAUGCCAGCGAGCAGUGGAACGGACGAAUCGAAAGUUUCACUCGUGUUAUUUACUUUUUUGUUUGUUUUUGUGCGACGGACGGACUCGUUUUUAGUGAUAAAUAAAAAAUUGCAAAUGUAGAAUUAAACAAGUGUAUAUUAAAUAAUUAAAUGCCAACGUGUAUAUAAUUGUGGGACGACGACGCCUACACCAAUGAUUGUAUAAAACAAAAUAUGUGCGUUCUACUAUUAUAGUACUCCAUACAGUUCAAAAUAUUUAUAAUGGACGGCGAGAGAAAAAUAAAUUUAAGCGAAGGUGUCCCACUUAAUUCGGCAGGUGCGGCGAACAUAUUUUUGAACACGGGUAAAAAUCCAAAAGUAAACGACGGGACUGUCAUUCAUCUGAAAACAGAAAAACCAGCGGACGUCGGCGUGCAUAUAAAUACGACCUUCUCCAUAGCGUCUUCUAAGAAAAUUAAGCUCUUGUUCAUUUUAAACUUUUUGCUAAGCGUUACAUGUAUGAUAAUAAGUUGCUCGAUAGCUUUCUAUUAUUGGAAUGAAAUGAUAUCCAUGAGAAGGCAGCUCGACGUUUUACGAGACCAAUUUCUCAUACAGAAUAUAAGAGAUGGUGUUAUACACCCAGAUAAGACUAUACAGAGUCCAUUAGUUUCUCAUUUAAGGCCCCGUCAAAGAGGUCUGGAGGCAAGAGAGCCUCGCAUGGAAUUCAAAGAUGAGAUCUCACCAAAUGCUAGAAGGUACUAUGUUGAAGACCUCGGAGAAGAUAUGUUACUUUUAGACUCAAGCAAAAAGAAUCCUAGUCAUGAUAAAAAUCCUACUUAUGAUUUAUCAGUCUUCCAAAAAGAGCCUCUAGUCGUACAAUUCAAUGGUGCUAUGAGAGAGUUAAAUUUAGGAACGCAAUCUCUAGUGGGCCCGUGGGUGCGGGACAUGGAGAUAUCAACCAAGAACAGCGAAACCAAAAUAGAGCUGAACACCAACUAUUUCACUAUAAAGGAACCGGGGCUGUAUUUGGUGUACGCACAAGUAGUCUACCUAACUCACGCACCAAACAGUUUCUUCCUGUGGGCCCGUCAGCCAGCUGGUGCACCUCGGCUUCUAACCACUUGCGCUACCGGCGACGACUCCAGUUCUAGACCUCUAGAUAAGUCCCAGAUAUCCUGCUCCGUGCACACAGUGGCUCGUCUGGCCAAGGACGAUACGGUCAACAUCGCCCAGAGAGAACAGAACAGAACGUUAUGGCUUCGACCAGGGUACUCUUAUAUUGGUUUUGUGAAGUUAAGUUCCUAGUGACUGUGAUAGUUUAGUGACUUUGAAUUUAAUUCAGUAGAAGUGGUGAGUGACUUCGGUACUUACAUAGGACUAAGACGUUUUUUGUGCCAUAUGAAGUCUUCCAAUGUAGAUGUGAUAAGUGAAUUAUAAGAACAAAAUUACAGUGUUACGAUAAUAUUUCGUAUUAAAGUACAUUUUGCUACUACUAUAUAGUUCUUCGGUUCAAAAGUAAUAAUUUAUUUCUCAAUACAUACAAUUUAAUGUGUAGUUCUUAAUAUCAUUAAUCGCAAUGCACAAAUCGAAUGAAUGCAAAUCACUGCCAAUGGUUAUUUGUUAACAGCUGUAUGGUGCUUAUGUAUAAACGAAGCGUGCCAUAUGUAAAUAGACUUCGACAAUGCAUCACACAUGUAGUGAGUAACCAAUACAUACCAAUUACGGUAGUAAUGUUUUCAUAACAAGACUUUUGUUUGACGACCUAAAAGAUUUUGGCCAAAUUGUUGGAUAGUCUGUGGUCGUUAAUAAUCAUGCAACACUGGAAAUGUUAUAUUAAGCUCAUAAAUAGUUUGCAUUUAUUUUGUUUAAAAGUGAUCUCCAAAUUAUUUGAAUAAGAUAAUAUUUUAUAUAAAGUUGAUGUGUUGUCUUUUGUCUACAAGCGAAAGAUAAGCUGUGUCCAAGGACUGAGAAUAACUUAUCUUUGAGCUUAUUGAUAUUUAUGAAAGAAACAUUAAUAUUUAGGCUAAAGUUCUUGCUCAAAUCAGCAUUUGCCCAUUUAACUUACUUUGUAAUAAUUAUAUUUAGGGUGUUAGAGCUGAGUCAAGUACUUUUUGAGUUUAAAUGGUGCUUAUCAUAAGAGGGAUCAAAAUUUUUGUUAAAUGUUGUUGCGAUUCAGUUUAAUUUUAAUCUAGUGUUGUUUUCAUUUGUAUUUAAGGUAUGAUGUACAUAGUAUGAACAUAUGAACUAAGAUUGUGUAAUUUGAUUUAAAGAAUAUCCUGGUAUGAUUUUAUGUUUGACAUUCAUAAUUUUGUAUGUAAAUAAUUAAAAAAAUCCUUUGUUUACUUUUCACUUAUUAUAUUACUUGAUUAUAGGCAGAAUAGUUGUUUUAACUAUAAAUUAUUAUUUGCAGUGCUCUAGAAAAUAAGAAUAAAAGUUAAAUCUUUACUAGCUUUAAGAAAUAAGUGUUACAUGGACAAUGACUUAAAAAAAAUGACAUGAAAAAUGCAAUGGUGGCUCAGUGGUGAGGACCUCGGACUUAAAAUCAACAAGUCGGGGUUCGAGACCAGGCGAGCGUGCAGGAAAUAAAUUGAUUUUUCAAUUUAUCUGCGCAUGUGUAACAUCACCACUGCUCGAAACGGUGAAGGAAAACAUCGUGAGGAAACCGGCAUGUCUACGAACCUAAAGUUCGCCGACAUUAGACAUCUGCCAACCCGCACUUGACUAGCGUGGUGGAUUAUGGCCUGAACCAGUGUCCCAGCAGUGGGAACAUAUAUGGGCGGAUGAUGACAUGGACAAUAAAUGUCUUUAUAAGGUGUACAAUACUUAUAGUUAGGAUAAAAACAAUUUACUGGGAAGAAAUAUGUAAAAAGUUAUUUAAAGCUUCUGUAAUAAUGAGAAAGUAGUGACUUAAUAUGUGAGUAUCUUUUCACUAAAAGUGUUAUACAACAAAAUUUAAGUUGGCAUGUUCGUUGUACAAUCGGUAGGAUAUAUUACAAUUAAUUAUCUACUUAAAUAAAUUACUUAAGUAAUUUAAUAUACUCAAUGUGAUAUCUUUAGUUAUAUUAUCUAGUUUAAGUUAGGUUUUACACCUAUUUUAAUAUUGUUACCUUUGGAUAUUUAAAACGUGUUUUGUAAAGAACCUUUUUUGCGGGAAAUUUUCAUAAUAGCUUUUAAUGUCUGUUUUAGAUAAUUAAGCAUAUAAUAUUGUAAUGUAAAUAUCUUGAAUAUUAUUCCCGUCCACAAUAAAUGUGCCUUACGAUGA